Molecule: messenger RNA, 1989 nt
Organism: Saprolegnia diclina VS20
Lineage: Eukaryota; Oomycota; Saprolegniomycetes; Saprolegniales; Saprolegniaceae
Exons: 3
Coding region: 62-1936 (624 amino acids)
Source: RefSeq, a predicted model, not a curated record
UUUGGGUCUUAUCUUUCCCACCAAGCUCGAGCAAGGUCGACGCAAGCAACCGAGCCCUCUCAUGGACGGUGACGGAGCAUCGGUCAGCAUGCCCCUCCGCAACGUCGACAGCGUCAAGCCCGACGGCGUGUACCUCUCGCCCGUCGAGAAGGCGCGCAUCCUCACACUGCUGGCCAACAUCCAAGCGGAAGUUGCAGUGCAAGAGAAGCGUCUCCAAGAGCAAGCGCAUCUCCUCGACUACCAGCAGCGCGAACUCGUGACACUGCGCAAGGCCAAUGGCAAGGUCGAUGUCGCGCUGAGCCCAAAGGCGCUCAAGGACAUGCCCGACUUGGAGCCACACGAAGAGAGCGACUGCGCGUCUACCAUCUCAGAGCCUGCGCCAGAGCCGAGCCCGACCCUUUCCGAGCCGAGAUCGAGCGUCGUGCUCACGAUUGCUGACAUCCACGAGGAGCUUGAGAGGUUUCCGAACGACCUGCCGCUGCGCAAGCACGUCGAGUGGCUCUGCGACCAUGUCGCCAACAACGCCGCAUCGUCCAUGCAGCGUCGGAUUUCACUGCCCAACAUCAAGGCGCUGCAGCUUGUCCUUGCCAAGCUCAUGGACCAAGCCACGUCCACGGCGUCGUACGUCGACCAGCUUCGUCGCACGGACGACCCGUCGAUCGAGAUGGCAGCACAAAGCAAGCCCUCGACAAAAGAAACCGCUACCAGUGGUGUUCCUGCCCAGUACGAAGCGCUUACUGCAUCCCACAAGGCGCUUCAAGCCGCGUACAGUGACCUACAAGCCCGGUACGACCAUGCGUGCAGUCGUCACGCGGCAAGCUUGGAGGCUGCUGAGACGCAACUCAUGUCAUUGCACGAGCAAGAGACAACGAGAUCAUUUACUCGCAAUGCCAUCACUGUCGACUUGGAGGUGGCGCAAGCCGACGCGUCGGUCGCUCGGCGCCAGCUCGUCGACGUCGAAGCGCAGCUCAGCUCGAUGACGGACAAUGCGCGUACGUUGCAAGCGCACUGUGGAGAGCUCGAGGCGUACAUCGAGUACUUGACGGCGACGCUUGAGACGUCACAGGCCGACCAAGACCGCGUUUUGCACAAGCAGCGCGAGACCGUCGAGGCGCUGGAAGACACGAUCGCGCAGCUUCGUGCUGCGCAUGCGGCCACGAUGGCCUCCCUCGAGCACGAUAAGGCGCGCUGGAGGCGCGAGGCAGCCUCACCCACUGCCCUCCUUGGACGACUCAAGACCCAAGUCACGGCGCUGCAGCGCGACGUUACGGCGCUCAAGGCGGAGAAUGUUCGACUGCGCGACGAGGGCAUCGGCAAAGCAAGCGAGCUUGCGGCGACGGUAGCGUGGCAGGCAACCAUGAAGGAUCUCGUAGCCAAGGUCGAGGUCGUGAACGCCGGCCUCUUGGACGACUGCCGCGACGCCAAGGCCCGCAUCGAGGUGCUUGAAAGCGAGAAGGCGGAGCUCCAAGCGAAAAUGCACGCACCUCGUUACGACGUCCACGCCGCCCAAGACGAGUGUGCUACUAGUCCGCGAUCGACGCCAUCGAUGGAGACGCUCGAGCGACUACAGUCGGUCGAGGCCAAGUACAAGCGAGCGCGCCAUCUCUACGGCAUGCUCAAGUCGAGCUUUGGUCGCCUCCAAGCGAGCCACGACAUGCAGAGCCGCGAGCUCGACCGGCUCCGGGAUCUCCUCCGCACACGCGACAACCAGCAUGAACCCGAAAACGAAGCGCUUCUGCCCCAUGACACGAAAGAAGGCACGAGCAUCCACACGCUGCAUGACAUGGUAAGCGCUCGGCUUCUCGAGUUCAAGUCGGCCCUCGACCAGCUUCGGCGGCGUCCGGACGCCCCCGAGCACGCACCACUGCAGCACUUUCUCGCAGUCGAAAAUGUCUUUUUGUCGGCCCUCCGCGGACGCCUUCUGUUACUAACUUAACUUUUUUGGAUGCUUUAAAACAUUUAUAUAUCUAUAUUUUCGACAAAGACAAA